UUUAGAAUUAUGGGAAGUUGCUGGUGCUGGGAGUAAAAUUCUGGUUUGGUGAGUUUAGGGGCAGGGAGUUUACAAAGAGACAACCUUGUGAGGCAAACACAAGGAAGCAGAAGGACAGAGAGGAGACUAAACAAGAUUUCCCACACAUACAUUUACAAUUACAGUUUGGGUUACUUUAACCUGGCUGGUUUUUUUUUGUUUGUUUGUUUUUUGUUUUGUUUGUCGUUGUCAUUAUUGCUUUUUCUUUCUUAUGACCAAGCAGAUGUGUGUACUUCAUUCAGAUUUUGAGGAGAGUAAUACAUCAGGUUUUAAAAGGCGAGCUUAUUAGUUUUCUCUCCUCUCUGCCAGUGUGCCUUAAAAACAAAUUUUCAGCACAGUGGAAUGUGCAGCUUAUGUCAGUGAGAGUCAGGUAUUUUAGCUCAACUAAAACCAAUUACCAGCUUUUCCCCAAGCCAUUUUUUUUCUGCAUUGCUUGGGUGAGUGCGAGAACCAGAAGCGACUGUGUCUAAAAGUCUUGUGAGGUCUCCUGCUGUAAAUAGCAUUUAAGGGAGUUGCUGGACACUCCUUGUCAAGUUUAACCUUGAUAAAAUAAGAAGAUGCAAUUGUGUGAUCCCAAAAGCCUCAGCUUUGCUCAGUAAAUGGUGUCAGAAGCCCUGCGAAUCCACGUCAGAGUACAGAAACUUAAUGCCCCCUCACAGAUAUGAGGUAAGGGGAUUGUCACAAGGAAAGAGCACCACCCCCUUCACACUGUGUAAACAGGUCUAAGCACGAAUUGAAUGGUUUUGACAUAAUGACAGCUGAAGAUUCCAUUGCCAUUAUGAGCAACAGUUCCUCCAACAUGUCAGCAUCCAAAGUCCCAGAAGGAGUGGCUGGAGCCCCCAACGAGACCGCACUGCUGGCCCUGAUGGAUCAAUCAGGAUACGGGAUGAUCCAAGAGAACGGGCAGCGCAAGUACGGCCCACCACCAGGCUGGGAAGGCCCCUCACCGCCUCGUGGUUGUGAGAUCUUUGUGGGGAAGAUCCCUCGAGAUGUAUAUGAGGAUGAGCUGGUCCCUGCGUUUGAGACUGUGGGGCGCAUCUACGAAAUGAGAUUGAUGAUGGACUUUGACGGGAAGAACCGGGGAUAUGCCUUUGUCAUGUACACGAAGAAGCAUGAGGCCAAGCGAGCAGUCAGAGAGCUCAACAACUAUGAGAUCCGCCCAGGCCGGCUGCUCGGGGUCUGCUGCAGUGUGGACAACUGCAGACUCUUUAUCGGAGGCAUUCCCAAGAUGAAAAAACGCGAGGAGAUCCUGGAAGAGAUCUCUAAAGUGACAGAAGGUGUGUUGGACGUUAUUGUUUACGCCAGUGCCGCUGACAAAAUGAAAAACCGGGGCUUUGCUUUCGUGGAGUACGAGAGCCAUCGGGCCGCUGCCAUGGCCAGGAGGAAGCUGAUGCCUGGCAGGAUCCAGCUCUGGGGGCACCAGAUUGCAGUGGACUGGGCUGAACCUGAGAUUGAUGUGGACGAAGAUGUCAUGGAAACUGUCAAGAUCCUCUACGUCCGCAACCUGAUGAUAGAAACACCAGAAGAGACCAUCAGGAAGAUCUUUAGCCAGUUCAACCCAGGCUGUGUGGAGCGGGUUAAAAAGAUCAGAGACUAUGCCUUUGUGCAUUUCACCAGCAGGGAUGAUGCAGUUAACGCUAUGAAUAACCUGAAUGGAACUGAUCUUGAAGGGUCCUGUAUAGAGGUUACCUUAGCCAAGCCGGUAGACAAAGAGCAGUACACGCGGUACCAGAAAGCAGCAAAAGGAGCAACACCAACACCAGCACCAGAGACACCGCAGCCAAACUAUGUUUACCAAUGCGACCCCUACACAUUGGCGUAUUAUGGGUAUCCCUAUAAUGCACUGAUUGGUCCCAACAGAGAAUACUUUGUUAAAGCAGGUACUGUAAGGGGCAGAGGGCGAGGGGCGGCUGGGAAUAGGCCCCCGGGUCCCAGAGGCUCUUACCUGGGGGGAUACUCUGCAGGCCGUGGCAUCUACAGCAGAUACCACGAAGGGAAGGCCAAGCAGCAGGAAAAUGCCUAUGAACUCAUACCCAGCCUGGAGUUGACUGCUGUCAACCCAGUGGGCAUUAAACCUGGCACAAUGUCCAUCCCUGGGUUGAGCGGCCAGUAUUCAGUGUUUUCAACGGGUCCAGCCACUAAGCUAAUGGAAGAUGGCAAGAUGCAUGCAAUGGAGCACCUAAUCAAUCCCCUCGCAAUCCAGCAUGAUCCCUCAGGUGCUGCUACGGCAACAGCGGUCAUCCCUGCUGUGUCCACACCCCCUCCAUUUCAGGGUCGGCCCAUUACUCCAGUGUACACGAUGGCCCACAAUGUUCAAAGAAUUCCUGCUGCCAGUCUCUAUGGUACGAGCUACAUCCCCAUAGCCGGCCAUGCAGCGUCAGCCACCUUCGCAGCGCUACAAAAGAACGCAGCUGCUGCGGCCGCUACCUACGGAGGCUAUGCCAGCUAUGUACCACAGGCAUUCCCAACCUUUCAGGUCCCUAUACACGAUGUCUACCAGACAUACUAAACACUCGCACGAGAAACACUGAAGGAACAUUUUAGUAUUUAUGAAGAGAGAAUCCUACGAUGAAUGUUUUUUUUUUUUUUUUAAAUAAUGACUCAGAGAAACUUCCAACUGGAAAUAAAAGUGAAGACUUUUGAAUAAUAUUGCAUCUGCAUGAACUCCUAUAGAAAAUAUAUAGAAGAUACAUAUUUUUAAGGAUAUACUUAAGGUUAACGUAUUCAUACUGUUAUAACGGAAAUGCAUUUUAUUUGAUAGGUAUUGAUAUCUUCCGUCCAUAGCUGUAAGUGUGGAUGUUUAAAAGAUGUCACUUUUAGUUUAUUCUUAUUAUUUUAAGGUGUUUCUUUUAUUUUAUUUUAUUUGAAUUUCUUUGGUACGAAGGUUUUAAGUUAUCUGCACUCCAGCUACUGUUUCUAUUAUAUAUAGUGCCUUUUAUAAAACAACAUCUUCUGAAAAAACAGUUCAAACAAACUUUUUUAUUUUGUCUUCAAAGCAAUAUAACACUUAAUUGACAACAUAAUUUUCCCAUUUUUUCCUUCUUAGCUUUUUUAUUUUUUUUAAUUUUGGCAUGCUUUAGAUAUAACACCACUGACAGGUACCAUUGCAUCCUGUAUAACUAAAUGCAAUAUUAAUGUAAAAACGCCUAAGACAGACACAUCUAAGUUCAGGCAAGUAUUAGGUUUGAAAUGAACGAUUUAUAUUGCAGGUAAGAUGAAACGAGGUUUAAGGGAGAUUACACUGUAAAAAGAAAGUGCCCUUUAAAAAAAAACAUUGUACACCAUGCAGUCCCUGCUCUUUGUCAGCACAGACAGAGCUAAAAAACUUUUUUUCAGUGUUCUAUAUAUACAUUUAUACAGUAGGUCAUGUAAUCUCUUUUUUUAUUUGCCUUUGUUUUUUUUUAUUAUUAUUUAAAUCUGUAAUGUCAGUAAAGAAAGUAAAAUAAUCACAUUCUCACGUCCGCUACAAAUAAAAUUUUGCCUAAUUGAUAUGCACAGGGAAAAAUAUUUGACCUUUUUCAUGAAGUUUCGAACAAUAUGCUGCUGGAAUACAGCCUCCAUGUUUAAUUUCUGAAUACCUUCUUAUGAGGUUAUGUAAAUAUCUGUUUAGGGUAUUUCAGUUCAUGUGGACGUCAUUUAAAAGUAACGAGCAAAUGCUUUAUUUUACUUUUAUUUUAGAUGUGUAUAAUGUGGUGGGGAAUACAUGUGUUUUUUUUUAUUAUUUUAUUUUAUUUUUUGGACAAGACUAACUCUCUUGUCAGAAGGAGCUCUACUGUAUACCAAUAGCCUCUAUCAUGUUGAAGCAAAAAUUCUAAAAUCAAUUGAGGGCUGUGUACAAAAAUGUGGUAUGUAAAUAUAUUCUGUUCUGAAAUACAUUUUGAGUAAAACAUUGUUUAGUGUGUCAGUAAUGCAUAGUAUGUGGUUUACCACAUCAUUUGACCAUUUAUUUCAAUGUUAAGAAGGUAUUGUCAGAGUAGGAAGAUUAUCAUUGCAACGUCUGUGGCCUGUUUAAAGGCUUCAUUUUGGAAAACAUAGUACAUUAAAAUGGGGCCUUCCCUCUUUAUAGUUGUUAUUUCUGGGUAUAUUUCCCACAACAUGCAGAGCAUGAAGAAGUAAUCUAACUAAGCAUUACACCUUCAACAUGGUAGCAAUGCUGAUUAUUUGGUUUGUAUUUUUUCAAACAGACACUAAAGAAUACAAUGUGCAGGUCUCAACAAAAUUAGGCCGCUACCAUAAAGCCAAUUUCUAUGUCACAUAUAUUUUUUAAUUAAUUUAAUUAAAAUGCAUAGCGGUUGAAAGUAUUACUGUAUUUUGCAUAGAGUUGGUGUGCAAAUGUGUAAAAUUGAGCUGUUUAGAUAAUAUAUACUGUAGAUUAAUUUAGAGAGAAAUGUCUGUUAGGGAACUGUAGUCCUCAUUUUCCAGAAACCAUGUCAUUUACACAACAGUAGUAGUUUAACUCGAAAUGUGAGUUCCUAGGUACUGAAACGAACAAAGUGUGCAUAGUUUUAAAAAAAAAAAAAGUUUAGUGUGCCUUAUUGCCAAAAAUGUGCUUUACUGUUAGGGAUUAACAGUCUUUUAACUAUAUUUUCUAUUCUAUGUUUUUAAAAGUUUCUAAGUUUUUUUUUUAGAAUUAUUACAUCUCUAUUUCCACAAAAGUAGUGAAUAAAGCAUUUUAAAACCAGG
Acipenser ruthenus (sterlet) is the source of this 4722-nucleotide messenger RNA. Its product is annotated as RNA-binding protein 47-like. Lineage: Eukaryota; Metazoa; Chordata; Actinopteri; Acipenseriformes; Acipenseridae. The transcript is spliced from 6 exons. The record is from RefSeq and is a predicted model, not a curated record. The coding region runs from base 791 to 2548 and encodes 585 amino acids. Gene Ontology annotation, molecular function: mRNA binding. Gene Ontology annotation, cellular component: nucleus.